UACCACUGCCACUGCCACCGCACUGCAACACCCCUCUCUCUCUCCCCCUUUCAUUGCUUUUACCUCUGCAACAACAGGGCAGAGCCCACCUCUCUCCUGACCUCACACAAGCGUACCCCUCUCUCUCUCUCUCUCUCUAAAGCAGAGGAUCCCCACCUCUCUCUCUCAUCAAUGACACAGUCACCUCUCUGUCUCUUCUAAAGCUUAUGCUUUUCUUUACUCAGUAGUUCCAUUACCCUGUUCCAAGCCUCUUCCUCGUCAUUACUGUUUUGGUAACUGGUCCGUCUUGUUGCAAGGCUCUUCCUCGCCAUUACUGUUUUGAUAACUGGUCCGUCUUGAUCCUCCUCAUAGAGAAAGAGAAGAGAUUUGAUCUAGUGUUUCUUUGAGAGAGAGGGGUGUCUGUAAGCAUGAGUAAAGAUAAGCUGGUGAUAGAGGUAGUAGCGGCCCACAAUCUCCAGCCCAAAGAUGGACAGGGCUCUUCGAGCCCCUUUGUCGAAGUCCACUUCGAGAACCAGAGGCUCCGCACCCAGUCCAAGUUGAAGGACCUUAACCCUGUGUGGAAUGAGAUGCUUGUCUUCAACAUCGGCGACCUCGCCGACCUCCCCUACCGGACGAUCGAGCUCAACAUAUACAAUGAGAAGAAAUCAGGGCUUAGCCGAAACUUCCUCGGAAAGGUCAGGAUAUCAGGUUCAAGUGUUCCCCCUCAUGGCCAAGAGGUGGCUCAGCUCUGCACCCUCGAGAAAAGAAGCCUCUUCUCUCACAUCAGGGGUGAAAUAACCCUCAAGGUCUACCACACAAACGACCCGAAGAUUGUAGCAGCAUCACCGGGUGGUGGUUCUGUUGUUUCGGCAGAGGAGCCGAAGCCUUCCGAUACGAAGAAAGAAGCCAAAGCUCAAAAGCAGCAGCAACAACAACUUUCUUCUAGCUUGAAUCAGCAGCAAGCGAUGCAGCAACAAGGGAAGGCUCCGGAGCAAAAACAGAGCAAUGAGAAGCCGCCUGUGAUAGUUGCUGCUGCGGGUCCUAUAGCUUCACAACCGCCACCCCAGCAGCAACAGCAGCCAAGCGAAUACAGUCUCAAGGAGACGAAGCCACAGUUAGGCGGAGGGGCUUUGUUCAGGGACAAGAGUAGCUGGACCUAUGACUUGGUGGAGCAAAUGCAGUAUCUCUACGUACGCGUGGUGAAGGCGAGAGACCUUCUGACCAAUCUUACUGGCGGGUGUGAUGCUCACGUUGAGGUGAAGGUGGGGAAUUACAGAGGGGUCACGAAGCCGCUUGAUAAGAGGGGAGGGAACAACUUGGAGUGGAACCAGGUGUUUGCAUUUUCAAAGGAUUGCAUUCAGUAUUCAAUGGUGGAGGUGGCAGUGAAGGAGAAGGAUGACACAUUGAUGGGGAGAGUGGCAUUUGAUUUGAGCGAGGUGCCCAGAAGGGUGCCACCGGAUAGUCCGUUGGCUCCUCAGUGGUACAGGCUCGAGGGCAAGGGCAGGGGUGAGGUGAUGGUCUCAGUGUGGAUGGGGACACAGGCCGACGAGGCCUUUUCAGAGGCUUGGCAUUCGAAGGCAGCUGCUGUUCAUACAAGUGAUGGGCUUGCAGUCAUCAAAUCAAAGGUUUAUCUCUCUCCUAAACUCUGGUAUUUGAGGGUCGGAGUGAUUGAGGCACAGGACCUGUUGCAGGCUGGAAGUAAAAAUGGGGCCGUUAGGUACGCGGAACUGAGUGUGAAGCUGCAAUUAGGCAACCAGGUUGCGAAGACCAGGCCUUCUGUUUUGAGGAACUCGAGCCCCCGGUGGAAUGAGGACCUGAUGUUUGUGGCUGCCGAGCCCUUCGAGGACAGCCUUAUGAUUGUGGUGGAGGAUAGGGUGAGCCCAAACCAGGAUGAAGUGCUCGGAGGGGUGCUCAUACGCCUUGCCACAGUCGAGCAGCGAACUGAUGAUAGGACGCCAUUGUCAAGAUGGUUCACCCUUGACAAGCAGCAAGGCCUAAAGCCCUCCUCGCAGGCCAGUGGGGGUGGCCGGAUUCACUUGCGCAUGUGCUUAGAUGGCGGCUACCAUGUGCUUGAUGAGUCUGCAAUGCAUAGCAGCGACCUCAGGCCGACUGCCAAGCAGCUGUGGAAGCCACACAUUGGGGUCUUAGAGAUGGGAAUUCUUGGUGCCGAUUCCCUGUUACCUAUGAAAAUCAAGGAUGGUAACGGCACCACUGAUGCUUACUGUGUGGCCAAGUAUGGCCAGAAGUGGGUUCGAACCCGGACAGUUGUCGAUAGCCUCAUGCCCAAAUGGAAUGAGCAGUAUACAUGGGAAGUAUUCGACCCCUGCACCGUGGUUACAAUUGGUGUCUUCGACAAUGGCCACCUUCAUACCAGUCCCGGCAAUGGCACAAUGCUCCGUGAUUCAAGGAUUGGGAAGGUGAGAAUCAGGCUAUCGACUCUCGAAUCAGACCGAGUCUACACCCAUUCUUAUCCUCUCCUACUCCUCCAUUCCUCUGGUGUGAAGAAGAUGGGCGAGCUCCAUUUGGCCUUGCGCUUCUCCUGCUCCUCACUCCCCAACGCUUUACAUCUCUAUAUGAUGCCCCUUCUUCCGAAAAUGCACUACCUUCACCCCCUCUCUGUGGCACAAGUUGAAGCCCUGCGCUACCAAGCCAUGAACAUGGUGGCCAUGCGUCUAGGCAGGGCUGAGCCCCCCUUGUGGCGUGAGGUGGUUGAGUACAUGCUAGACCUCGACUCCCAUAUGUGGAGCAUGCGUAGAAGCAAGGCCAACUUCUUCCGCCUCAUGUCGAUUCUCUCCUGUGUGGUCGGGGUCGGUCGUUCGGUUGAGUCGGUGUGCGGUUGGAGGCGCCCAGUGGUCUCCACCCUUGUUCUGGUGAUCUUUCUUAUAGUGGUCUGUUACCCAGAGCUUGCUCUCCCAACCCUUCUAAUGUACCUCUUCAUGCUCGGGCUUUGGCGUUUCAGGCGAAGGCCGAGGCAUCCCCCUCACAUGGAUACACGCCUCUCACAUGCUGACUCCGUGUCGGUUGACGAGCUCGAUGAGGAAUUCGAUACAUUUCCGACGAGCCGGAGCUCAGACGUGGUGAGGAUGAGGUAUGACAGGCUGAGGAGUGUGGCGGGUAGGAUACAGACAGUGGUGGGGGACAUGGCGACGCAGGGGGAGCGGCUGCAGUCGCUGCUCAGCUGGAGGGACCCGAGGGCGACCUCGCUGUUCCUCACAUGGUGCCUAGCGGCUGCAAUCGUGUCUUAUGCUGUUCCAUUUCAGCUGCUGCUCACUGCGGCUGGUUUGUAUGCACUGCGCCCGCCCAAGUUCAGGAGUCGUUUACCUUCGCCUGCACUCAAUUUCUUCAGGCGGUUGUCUGCAAGGGCUGAUAGCUUGCUGUGAAUGAUGGGGCUCUCCAUUAAUGGAGAAAGAACUGAAUAAUAUUGAGUCAUGGGGUUCUCUGUUUGGUUUCAGUUGAUGAUGGUGGAGUUUUGGUUCCCCUGGUUGUAUGGUUGGGGGCAAUUUUGGGAGCUUCUUCUUGGUGGUGUUGGUGUUUUACAGUGUCUUUACGUGGUUUGGAUGUAUGCUUUACUGGGUUCUGCUAUAGUUUUGUACAGAAAAGGGGGUGGGGUUUAUUCAUGUGCUUUACGAUUUGAUUGCUACCGUGGUUCAUAUAUUUGCAGGGAUUGAUCCCUUUCUUUUGU
This is a messenger RNA of Amborella trichopoda, 3661 nucleotides long. RefSeq names its product FT-interacting protein 3. The record is from RefSeq and is a predicted model, not a curated record. Lineage: Eukaryota; Viridiplantae; Streptophyta; Magnoliopsida; Amborellales; Amborellaceae.